Aspergillus glaucus CBS 516.65 is the source of this 1047-nucleotide messenger RNA. RefSeq names its product ribonuclease H2 catalytic subunit RNH201. Gene Ontology annotation, biological process: DNA replication, removal of RNA primer; mismatch repair. Lineage: Eukaryota; Fungi; Ascomycota; Eurotiomycetes; Eurotiales; Aspergillaceae. The record is from RefSeq and is a predicted model, not a curated record. The coding region runs from base 1 to 1047 and encodes 348 amino acids. The transcript has a single exon. Gene Ontology annotation, cellular component: ribonuclease H2 complex. Gene Ontology annotation, molecular function: RNA binding; RNA-DNA hybrid ribonuclease activity.
AUGGAAAACCCUGUUGAUGCCGUCCACGGCGAGACUUCGACCACGACGAACGAUAAUGACGAUUCCAAUGUCCAUUUUCUUCCUCCCAGUAUUGAUCGCAGCCGCCUGCUUUCCGGAGAGUCCUUUUCGCACUACUCGCCGUGUCCCGCUGCGAUUGCGACUCAAAAUUCAACUCAAAGCCCUAGUAUUACUCCAUGUGUCCUGGGUGUCGACGAAGCUGGCCGUGGUCCAGUGCUAGGACCGAUGGUCUACAGUGCUUUCUAUUUGCCUGCGGAACUUCAUCAUUCCCUCCUAGCCCAAGAAUAUAGCUUCGAUGACAGCAAAGUUCUCACACCUGCGGUACGAGCCAACUUGAUGCGAUUAAUUUGCACACAGGGAAACCCACUCUUCGAGUCUUGUGGAUGGGCGACCAAACUUCUUUCCGCGCGCGACAUAUCUUCGGGGAUGAUGCGGCCCGGGACUGGGAUCUAUAAUCUCAAUGCGCAGGCCAUGGACGCCACAAUCGAGAUCAUCCGGGGAAUUGUGGAGGAGCGGAAGGUGGACGUCAAAGAGGUGUACAUUGAUACUAUCGGAAACCCGGCAACGUACCAACAGAAGUUGGAGCGGAUAUUUCCAUCUCUCAAAAUUACAGUAGCAAAAAAGGCCGAUUCCCUAUAUCCUUGCGUUAGCGCUGCCAGUGUUGUUGCGAAAGUGACCAGAGAUAUUGCGUUAGACACAUGUUACGAAACGUUACUCGCGGCUCAGCAGAUGUCGGAGGAGAUUGUCACCACAGACAGCUGGGGUAGCGGCUAUCCUUCAGAUUCUAAAUGUGCCGGUUGGCUCCGGCGAAACAUGGAUCCUAUCUUUGGAUGGGGCAAUGAAUGCCGAUUCAGUUGGGGCACUGCAAAAGAGAUGUUGGAGCUAAAAGGAGGAGUCAGGGUCGACUGGCCCGUGGAAGAGGAUGAGGGUAUGCGACUUAGUGAGUUUCUUUCCACCGGAACAGCCAAGGGUACAGACCGAGGAGAGUUGCGGGAUUGGUAUGGUCACAAAAUGGCAGAAGUUCUGUGA